This is a messenger RNA of Vigna umbellata (rice bean), 1291 nucleotides long. The record is from RefSeq and is a predicted model, not a curated record. NCBI's taxonomy places the organism in Eukaryota, Viridiplantae, Streptophyta, Magnoliopsida, Fabales, Fabaceae.
ACUUGAAAGGAGAAACCUGUGAUCGCAGCCAUGUCUCCCCCCUCAGGGAACAUCAAUAACGGUUCUGAAAGGUAUUGAACGAUUAAUUGCCUAAUUUUUAAUGAGUAAGACAAUGAUAUACGAACUUGGUUCAAUCAUGUUUUUAUGGUACAAUACUUUAAUAUUGGUGAUUUUGAAUGUGAGGUUUGGUCACCCUGCUUUUGUAUCAGUGCUGCUGAGGUUAAUUGGGAUGAACUUGGAUUUAAUUUAGUUACCACAGAUUACAUGUAUGUCAUGAAAUGUGCAAAAGGAGAUAAGUUUUCAGAAGGAUCACUGCUUCCUUAUGGUAACAUUGAGAUCAGCCCUUCUUCUGGGAUAUUAAAUUAUGGACAGGGAAUCUUUGAGGGGCUUAAGGCACACAGAACUGAAGAUGGGCGUAUACUUUUAUUUCGACCAGAUGAGAAUGGUCUACGCAUGAAGAGAGGGGCAGAUAGAAUGUGUAUGCCAUCCCCAUCUGUUGACCAGUUUGUCAAUGCUGUAAAGCAGACAGUUCUUGCCAACAAACGAUGGGUGCCUCCUGUAGGAAAAGGGUCACUAUAUCUUAGGCCCUUGCUCAUUGGAACAGGACCACUGUUAGGUUUGGCACCAGCUCCUGAGUAUACUUUCCUUAUUUACUGUUCUCCAGUUGGCAGUUACCACAAGGGUGCACUGAACUUAAAAGUGGAGGAUAAACUAUAUCGAGCAAUAUCUGGGAGUGGUGGAACUGGAGGGAUCAAAAGUGUCACCAAUUAUGCCCCUGUUUAUACUGCAAUAACUGAUGCAAAGGCCAAUGGAUUCUCCGAUGUGUUGUUCUUGGACUCAGCAACAGGAAAAUAUAUAGAGGAGGCAUCAUCAUGCAACGUAUUUGUUGUGAAGGGCAACACUGUCUCCACUCCUUCAUUAGAUGGAACCAUCCUGCCUGGUAUCACACGAAAAUCCAUCAUUGAACUUGCCAUUGAUUUGGGUUAUCAGGUAAUGGAACGUGCCGUAUCAGUGGAGGAAAUGCUAGUUGCAGACGAAAUGUUCUGCACAGGAACUGCAGUGGUUGUUAACUCUGUUGCAUCUAUCAGCUAUAAGGAAACAACGAGGGAUUACAAAACAGGGCCAGAAACAUUGUCUGCAAAAUUACGCAAAACACUGGUUGGAAUUCAAACAGGGUGUCUUGAAGAUACAAAGUCAUGGACAGUCACAAUCUCUUAAAUGAAGAUAACUUCUGUUUCAUCCUAACAAGUUAUUAUUUGAAAGUCAUUUUUUUAGUUUAUUAAUGUAAUAA